CCACGCCCGCGUGGUGCGCUCUGGGGCGGCCCCCUCGCAGCAGGGCGGGGCGGGGCAGGCGGCGGAAAGGCCUGGCGCACAGGGCGAGGGCGGCGGCGGCGCAGUCUGCAGCAUGGCGUACCCGGGGCAUCCUGGCGCCGGCGGCGGGUACUACCCAGGCGGGUAUGGAGGGGCUCCCGGAGGGCCUGCGUUUCCCGGACAAACUCAGGAUCCGCUGUAUGGUUACUUCGCUGCUGUAGCUGGACAGGAUGGGCAGAUAGAUGCUGAUGAAUUGCAGAGAUGUCUGACACAGUCUGGCAUUGCUGGAGGAUACAAACCUUUUAACCUGGAGACUUGCCGGCUUAUGGUUUCAAUGCUGGAUAGAGAUAUGUCUGGCACAAUGGGUUUCAAUGAAUUUAAAGAACUCUGGGCUGUACUGAAUGGCUGGAGACAACACUUUAUCAGUUUUGACACUGACAGGAGUGGAACAGUAGAUCCACAAGAAUUGCAGAAGGCCCUGACAACAAUGGGAUUUAGGUUGAGUCCCCAGGCUGUGAAUUCAAUUGCAAAACGAUACAGCACCAAUGGAAAGAUCACCUUCGAUGACUACAUCGCCUGCUGCGUCAAACUGAGGGCUCUUACAGACAGCUUUCGAAGACGGGAUACUGCUCAGCAAGGUGUUGUGAAUUUCCCAUAUGAUGAUUUCAUUCAGUGUGUCAUGAGUGUUUAAAUCAAGAGGAAGCUGCAUGAAUGUAAUCGACAUUCCAACUGGAGCUCUCCUUUGCUUGUCCUCUUUGCCUUCGGUAAUAUGUGUAAACUUAUAUCGCGACUUUCUCUCAACAGCUGUUGUAAAGUUUAUUACUUUAUGUACAACUGAAGUUUUAUUUUAGUUUUGAUAAUAAAUUCUUCGGAACUUUAAUAAGAUCUAGUCUGUUACACCAUUUAGAACUUUCCUGAGCCAUUAUCAGUCAUGCCUUAUUUUCUUGCUAAAACUCUAUGUAAAUUUAAGUAUGCAAAAUGUUUAAGUCACAUUAUUUAUUUUUCAUUGUGAGACACUAAAAACUGUUACUCAGACUACAGGUGUUAUCUUUGUCUCCUAGAAAGAAUACUCCACACAUAAAAACUUAGGUAAAUGACAUAGACCCACUUGGGUACAAUAAAACAACAAAAAAGGUAAUCCAGUAAUCCAUGUCAGGAUUCACCUUAGUAGAAGUUUAGCACAGGCCCUUCAAAACCUAUUGAAUAAUUUGAUUGGCAAAUACUAUCUGUCACCAAGUCCCUUUUUGUCAUCUAUUUAAACCUUUGUUAACUCUCCUUAAAAAUCUUGUACAUUAUAGGCUUAACUAUAUAAAAAGAAAAUUGAUAGAAAAAGACUAAGGGAAUAUGUGAAAAUAUUAACAAUGUUUAUUUUUGAUUAAUAGAAUUCUAGAUGACUUUAAUUUUCUUUAUAUAUUUCAGUAUUUUUCAGAUUUUCUACAUGCUUUCCGUUUAAAAUCAGAUUUUAGUUUUUAAAAUACUGAUACAUCCAUUUUGAUAUACCAUGUAUUCACACUUUAAAAAAUAUACAUAGCAGAGUAUUGGAAAGUAUGUACCAAAACAUUGAUCUGGCUACCACUGGGAGUCAGGAUCAUGAGUUCAUCUUCUCCCUUCUUACUGCUUUUCCAAACAUUCUCCAGUAAGCAGGUACUACAUUUAUAAUGGAAGGAAUUUUUUUAAAAAAAUUUUAAGCUGUACACUUUCAAGUAAGAUCUGAAUUCUAAUGCUGGCUUGUGCCUCUUACUAUGUGGUUUGGUCAUUAUAGAUAAUGCCAAGUUUCAGUUUCCCCAUCUUUGAAAAGGAGAUAAUAUGUUAUCUCUUGGGAGUAGUUCUGAAUAUGAAAAGUGUGUUGAUACAAGAAGCACUAACAAUGUUAGUGUUUCUUAAAUUUAAAACUGGCCUGGUUUGCCUUUUUUAUCAAGAGAGCUUAACAGAUAAAAAAUGAAAUUAGUCUAUUUUCUACUUGCCAGCAGAGUAUCUGUCUUAUUUUAGGAUGCAGUGUGAGACUUACCAUUCAACUGAACAAUUAGUUGUCAACUAAUGAAAAUAAAACAUUUUCUCUAAGCAUCUUUAGCCUCAUUUCACUAUUAAUUUUUUAAAAUAUUGUUAAAAUAUAUAUUAUUCAAACCUAACAUAUAACUAUGGCAAGUUAGUUAGCCCAGGUUAUAUAUCAGAAUGUGAAGCAGCCUGCUAUAUAUUACAUGGUGACUAUAGAUGGCAUCUCCGUAUAUUGUCUGUGAGGCCACAAAGCUCUGCUUGAGCCUGGGCUGUCUAGAAAAGGGCCAAAAAGGGGCUCAGAGGAUUAGGAGGCAGGGAGCUCACCUUCAGUGUCCUAGCACCUGCUGUUUGGUUUCAACUCACCAGGGUCCUCUGAGGAAAUCAUAGUUUAAGGAAAUGGUAAUUUCCUGGUUGAGGAUAAGCAGUAGAGAAGAAGGCCUUGCUGAAGGUUAUGGGACAUAUUUGAACAAGUCCCAAGGUGUGCUGCAUCAAUUGUGGUUCCGAAUUGGCUUUGGGAUGAAUAUAAAACCAUCCCUCUGACAUUAUAUUAGUUUGUUCUCACACUACUAUAAAGACACUACCCAAGACUGGGUAAUUUAUGAAGGAAAGAGGUUUGACUCACAGUUCCACAUGGCUGGGGAGGCCUCCGGAAACUUAUAAUUAUGGCGGGAGUUGAAGCAGGCACCUUCUUCACAAGGCAGCAGGAGAGAGAAAUGCAAGCAGGGAAGUGCCAGAUGCUUAUAAAGCCAUCAGAUCUCAUGAGAACUCACUAUCACAAGAACUUCAUGGGGGAAACCGCCCCCAUGAUCCAAUCACUUCCCUCCCUCGAUGUAAGGCUUACAGGUCCCUCCCUGGACACAUGGGGAUUACAAUUCGAGAUGAGAUAUGGGUGGGGACACAGAGCCAAACCAUAUCAGACAUCAUUCAGUUAAUUCCGUUUUAAUUAUUGAUACCUCAAAACGAAUCUCUUUAUCUCCUCCCCUUCUGCUUUCAUUCUUUCCAAAAGCACGGAGCAUAGUUUUCAGUAUGUCCUUGCAGUUAGAAAUUUUCCUUCCCCUUGACAAAUUUGAUGUAUUCAUCUCCUUUAAUUACAGCCAGUCUUCAUUACAAGUGAAAUCUCCUGUUGCCUUAUUUCUAUUUUAUGUUGGGUUGUGUUUAAUUCAUUGUAUACUUCUAGUAUAGCCUCAUCCACUACUUUAAAAUUAUUUCCUGGUCUGUUUACUUUUUCUUAAAGAAUCUAGUUGGAGCAUGGUAAAGCUGUGAGUUCAAGCUUGAACACUUCAACUAUUUGGAGAAUUAAGCUCCUCAAAUCACCCUCAUUUAGGAUUUAAUUUUAUUUUGGAGAUGUGUGCUUUACUCUUGUGUUUCAAGAGAUCCAUGAUUAUGAAGUACUUUUAACACAUUUCGUGCACUUCCAUAGGAAUGUGGCUGCUAGAGACCUGGGGAUAGUUGGUGUAGAUUUGCACCACAGCAGUCAAAUUAAAGCUCUUGUGUCUACUGAGUCAAAUUGGAGUUUGGACUCUCCUUCAGCCUGAUGUUCCAGGUGGUACAAGUCCAUGAGCUGGCUGCCAUCUGUGAACUAGACUUUGCUUUGGCUCAGCCGAGUUACUGUUUCAGUGUUCAUCUAAAUGACUUAUUAUAUGACUAAAAUAUUAUAAAUGCAAGAAAUGGAGCUAUAUGUAAUCACCAUAAACUUUUAAAAUCUCAUAAUAAAUGUACAAACCCUUCA
Molecule: messenger RNA, 3742 nt
Organism: Symphalangus syndactylus (siamang)
Lineage: Eukaryota; Metazoa; Chordata; Mammalia; Primates; Hylobatidae
Gene: SRI
Product: sorcin
Molecular function (GO): calcium ion binding
Source: RefSeq, a predicted model, not a curated record